Messenger RNA from Macroventuria anomochaeta, 1614 nucleotides. RefSeq names its product branched-chain alpha-keto acid dehydrogenase E2 component. The record is from RefSeq and is a predicted model, not a curated record. Bases 78 to 1580 code for a protein of 500 amino acids. Gene Ontology annotation, cellular component: mitochondrion; cytoplasm. The transcript is spliced from 4 exons. Gene Ontology annotation, molecular function: lipoic acid binding; acetyltransferase activity. Lineage: Eukaryota; Fungi; Ascomycota; Dothideomycetes; Pleosporales; Didymellaceae.
CUUUCGUACCGCGGCGGCCACAGUACUUUUAUUAUGAUCCUUCUACGAGCGAAACUGCUACACAAGUUUCGCCCACCAUGAAGUCUUUCGCGUGUAGAGAAGCUCCCCGCCUGUUGUCUUGUUCCAGAGCUGCACAAAGAGCACCAGUUGCGGCUUACGUGACAAGAUGGGAACAAGGGCAGAGGAGAGGGUUUUGUGGUUCGAGGGCACGAUUGGCGGUCAAGCCAUACCUUUUGGCGGAUAUUGGUGAAGGUAUAACUGAAUGUCAGGUCAUACAAUGGUUUGUCAAACCAGGCGCGCGGGUUGAGCAGUUUGACCCAAUCUGCGAGGUGCAAUCAGACAAAGCAUCAGUCGAGAUUACAUCUCGAUUUGACGGCGUCAUAAAGAAGCUGUACUAUGAACCGGACGAUAUGGCUAAGGUUGGAAAGCCUUUAGUAGACAUCGACAUCCAAAGCGAGAUCUCGGCGGCCGACGAAGCCUUGCUCAACGGAGGAUCAGGCAAGGGACGUGCUGAAGAGGCUUCGACGUCUGCUGAAUCACAAGAGCAAGAGCUGGAAGUCGGUAGAAAUGACACAAAAGCUGCAGGCGGAGACGUGCUGUCGUCUGAACAAUCCAUCUCCCCACCACCCGAACCCUCAACCGAACAAACGAAACCACAACGGCAGCCGGGGCACCAUGCAUCACUGGCAACACCCGCAGUAAGGGGCAUGCUCAAGGAUCUCAAGCUGAAUAUCGAAGACAUAAAAGGAACUGGCAAAGAAGGACGUGUCCUGAAAGAGGAUGUUCAGAGACAUGCAGAGGCGGCGAAGCAAGCAUCAAGCUCCAUAUCAACUCCGCCUGCACCGGCUGCAGUGUCUUUGCAACAGCUUGAAGACCGCGUACACACCUUGACCCCGGUUCAGUCAGGCAUGUACAAGCAGAUGACCAAGUCGCUCUCCAUACCUCACUUCCUUUACACCGAUAGCAUCGACUUCAGCUCUUUGACACAGCUGCGCAAGAACUACAACGCCAACCGCGAGAAGGCCGAGCGUAUAACGCCACUACCGAUAAUCAUCAAGGCUGUAUCUCUGGCCCUUCAACAAUUCCCGCUUCUCAAUGCGCACCUCGAUGCUACAACGAACCCAGCAAAGCCCCAACUUUUGGUCAAAGGCAGUCACAACAUCGGUGUAGCGGUUGACUCGCCAUCUGGUCUACUGGUACCCGUCAUCAAGAAUGUUCAGAACCACAGCAUUGCUUCACUAGCACAAGAGAUCUCACGUCUCGCUGAUCUUGCUCGCACAGGCAAGCUAACAUCUUCGGAUCUGUCAGGCGCAACGUUCACGCUAAGCAACAUUGGAAGCAUUGGUGGCUCAGCUGUUGCACCUGUCAUUGUCACUCCUCAGGUUGGCAUUCUAGGUGUUGGCCGAGCAAAGGUCGUGCCUGCAUUUGGAGAGAACGGAGAGUUGGUGAAGAGAGAGGAGUGUGUGUUUAGCUGGAGCGCAGACCAUCGAGUCAUGGAUGGCGCGUAUGUUGCUAGGGCGGCGGAUGAAGUGAGGAAGUCGAUAGAAGGAGUUGAGAGUAUGUUGGUGAGGAUGAGGUGAUGUGCUAGACGAUCAAAAUAGAAAAACGUCCAUC